UUCCAAUAUUUCUAAAGACUAUAUGGCUUCCGUGACGGCCAAGCAGCUACACUUUGUGUUAAUCCCGCUGAUGGCACAAGGUCAUAUGAUUCCGAUGGUUGACAUGGCUCGGCUUCUUGCAGAUCGAGGGGUGAUCGUAAGCUUGAUCACUACUCCCCGAAAUGCGUCGAGAUUCGACACAGUCAUCGAACGAGCUUCUGAGUCAGGGCUCCGCGUUCGGCUAGUGAAAAUUCCAUUUCCAUGCCAAGAAGUGGGACUUCCAAUUGGAUGCGAGAAUCUCGACACUUUAUGUUCCAGGGACCUAUUGAAAAAGUUCUACAAUGCACUUGAUUUGUGGCGAGAACCAUUGGAACAAUUCCUGGAACAGCAAAAGCCGCAACCAAGCUGCAUAAUAUCAGACAAGUGUCUUUCCUGGACCUCAGAAACCGCUCAGAAGUUUAACAUUCCCAGGAUUGUUUUUCAUGGGAUGGGCUGCUUUUCAUUGUUGAGCUCUCACAAUGUGAAGCUACACAAGGCUCAUCUUUUCGUUGCCUCGGACUCGGAGCGCUUUCGGGUUCCAGGAUUGCCACAAAAAGUGGAGAUAACAAGGGCUCAGCUUCCCGGUACCUUUGUUAGCUUGCCUGACUUGGACGAUACUCGCAACAAGAUGCAAGAGGCUGAAAUGAAUGCUUAUGGUGUUGUGAUAAACAGCUUCAAUGAACUCGAGCAUGGAUGUGUCAACGAGUACCAGAAGGCAAUAAAGAAAAAGGUUUGGGCCAUUGGACCAGUUUCUUUAUGCAACAGAAUAAACUUGGACAAGUUUGAACGAGGCAACAAAGCAUCAAUCAAUGACAACAAAUGCUUGAAAUGGCUCGACUCUAUGAAAACAAGGUCAGUUAUUUACGCUUGUUUAGGCAGUCUAUGCCGUCUCGUUUCAGCACAAUUGAUAGAGCUGGGGUUGGGUCUAGAAGCAUCACAACAACCGUUCGUUUGGGUAGUCAAAACAGGUAAUCAACGAGCUAAUGAUGAGUUGGAGAAGUGGUUUUCAGAACAUAACUUUGAGGAGAAAAUUAAAGGGAGAGGACUUAUAAUCAAGGGUUGGGCUCCCCAAGUUCUUAUUUUAUCCCACCCUGCAAUAAGAGGGUUCUUAACUCACUGCGGUUGGAAUUCAACUUUAGAAGCCGUAUGCUCGGGGGUGCCAAUGAUAACAUGGCCACAAUUCUCCGAACAGUUCUUUAACGAGAAACUGAUUGUUGAAAUUCUAAAAAUAGGUGUUGGGGUUGGGGUUGAGAUCCCUGUUAGAUGGGGUGAAGAAGAGAAACUUGGGGUGCUGGUUAGGAAAGAACAGAUUGUGACAGCCAUAGAUAUGUUGAUGAAUGGCGGAGAAGAAGGCGAAAAGAGGAGAAUGAGAGCUCGAGAACUUGCGGAAAUGGCGACAAAAGCAGUAGAAAAUGGAGGAUCAUCCCAUCUCAACCUGUCACACUUGGUGCAGGACAUUUUGGAGCAAGUCAAUCAACUAUAGCCAGCCAAUGUAUAUAUUUUUUAAAGUAAAAUCCCUUAAAUAGAUCAAAAUAUGUAAAAGUUUUCUUAUCUCGAGGUAACAAAAAUGUCGCAUCCCGUA
This is a messenger RNA of Gossypium raimondii (Peruvian cotton), 1600 nucleotides long. RefSeq names its product UDP-glycosyltransferase 73D1. The record is from RefSeq and is a predicted model, not a curated record. The transcript has a single exon. Gene Ontology annotation, molecular function: UDP-glycosyltransferase activity. Bases 23 to 1501 code for a protein of 492 amino acids. NCBI's taxonomy places the organism in Eukaryota, Viridiplantae, Streptophyta, Magnoliopsida, Malvales, Malvaceae.